AUGUAUAUUAAAGGAAACACUUUUAUCGUUACUGGAGGAGGAAGUGGUUUAGGAUUAUCAACAGCUCAACAAUUAUUGAAACUAGAAGCAAAUGUAAUUGAUUUGAAAGAUGAUGGAAAAUCAUUUUUUAAAGGACGAGAAAAGAACGUUUUAUUCAUUCAAGCUGAUAUAACAUCUGAAGAAGAAAUAACUAAAGUUAUUCAACAAGCAAUUGAAAAGUUUGGUGAAAAUAUUCGUGGAGUUAUAAAUUGUGGUGGCAUAGCUGGUGUAGGAAGGAUUGUCGGACCAAAUGGAAAGCCAUUAGAUCUUGAUUCAUUUAAAUUGGUCGUUAAUGUUAAUCUGAUUGGUACCUUUAAUGUAUGUAGAUUAGUAGCGGCACAAAUGGUUAAACAAAAACCAUUAGAAGAAGGAGAAAGAGGCGUAAUAAUAAAUGUAUCAUCUAUAGCUUAUCAAGAUGGACAAACGGGACAAGUUGCAUAUUCUGCAUCUAAAGGAGGUGUAGCUUCAAUGACUUUGCCUAUGACGAGGGAUUUAUCAAAAUUUGGUAUUAGAGUCGUCACUGUUGCUCCCGGUCCAUUUGAAACUCCAAUGAUUUCUAUCAUGAAUGAAAAAUCUAGACAAAAACUUCUAAAACAAGCCGAGUUUCCUGUUAGACCUGGUAAAUCUGAUGGUGAAUUUAAUAAACUGGUAAUUCAUUUAAUCGAAAAUAUUUACAUGAAUGCCGAAAUUAUUAGAAUCGAUGGUGGUAUUAGGUUAGGAAAAUUAUAA
Messenger RNA from Funneliformis caledonium, 768 nucleotides. Lineage: Eukaryota; Fungi; Glomeromycota; Glomeromycetes; Glomerales; Glomeraceae. The record is from the annotation of a GenBank genome assembly.